CAGUCAAAUCUCUGCUGGAUCAGAGAUUGAGCCACGACAAUACCCUUAUCUUGACAUUUCGCAUACCUGGUGGAUGACGUUGUCUUCUUUAGAGCUUGGGGGUGUGUAACGGUCCAAUUCACGCAUCACCAAAACGCCAAGUCAUAUUAUUAUCCCACUGGGUCCGGAAACCUUGAAGACGUCGCGACAUGCCUGCAUUGCUCUGAUAGUCUCUGUCAAGGACUGUUAUCGUUGGAUGCCCUAGCAGAUGUCUGAUUCCCACCUUGAACCGCUGCGGCGGACUGUGACCCGGAACAAAUCGAGCUUUCUUGCACGAACUGCUACAGACAAUGCGGCUCAACUGAAUCGACGUUUUUCUAUGGCCUCGGGCCCACCCGAGCACGCGGCCGAUCACCAAUCUGAGCCCGUGGACAACCCUUAUGAACCCGUAACUACUGGGUCUGAACCCGCACCACGCCCCCACCAUCUGACCAGAAGACUUCUCGGGAUCUUCGGAUUCCAAGAUGGCAGCAUCAAUUCCACAGGCUCGCCUUCCAGGUUUGGUCGUCACGCUUCACAUGCGGUGCUGGGCCAAGAUUCCCUCACGGCUCAAAUGCAUCAACUGGACGGCAGCAAGCACGAAAAUGCGAGUCGGAAGCCGAAGCCUGGGUCGCUACCACGACCGGUAGGUGGACAUGACAAGUUGGGGACAUUUUCUGGAGUUUUCGUGCCUACGACUCUAAACGUAUUAAGCAUUCUCAUGUUUUUGAGGUUUGGCUUUAUUCUGGGUCAAAGUGGCGUAGUAGGAAUGCUAGGAAUGCUUAUUGCUUCGUAUCUCAUUAAUCUGGUCACAACACUCUCCAUCUCUGCCAUUGCUACGAACGGGACUGUCCGCGGAGGCGGUGCUUACUAUCUGAUCUCGCGUUCACUGGGACCGGAAUUUGGUGGAUCCAUUGGUAUCGUGUUUUAUUUGGGUUUUGUAUUCAACACUGGCUUGAAUGCUGUCGGUUUGGUAGACUGCUUCAAGCAAAAUUUCGGGUCUCUAACUGGCAAUUGGGCUCAGUGGUUGCCUGAGGGUAACUGGUGGCAGUAUCUUUGGGCAACCGUCGUUUUACUCAUAUGCACCGGAAUUUGUCUAGCGGGCAGUGGCCUGUUUGCGAGGUGUAGCAAUGGACUUCUUGUGCUCCUGCUGUUGGCUACAUUCAGCAUACCAUUUUCGACCUUUAUCGUGAAGCCGUUCAAAAGCAGCAUGACAGGGAUUGAAUAUACUGGCCUGAGCAGAAAGACGCUCAUGGGAAACCUGCUGCCAAAGUUCACGAGAGGUGCCGCUGGUAGCCAAUUGAAAGGAAAGGAGAACUACCAAGACCUCUUCGGUAUUCUUUUCCCUGCCACGGGCGGUAUCUUUGCUGGCGCGAGCAUGUCAGGAGACCUACAGAACCCGAGCAGGUCGAUUCCCCGGGGGACACUACAUGGAUUACUUUUGACAUUCAUUACAUAUACGAUUGUCAUCCUUGCUCUAGCAGCGACAGUCACUAGAGCCUCGCUCUAUCGAGAUGCAAACAUUAUGCAAGACAUUAACAUUUCUGGUCCAUUGGUUCUGAUUGGAGAAUUCGCAACGUCCGCCUUUUCCUGCUUAAUGGGAGUUAUUGGCUCGGCCAAGCUUUUACAGGCGUUGGCACGAGAUAAUCUCAUCCCCGGCUUCUCCAUCUUUGGUCAGGGUACCAAGCAGAAAGAUGAACCAACCGUCGCCAUCAUCAUCACUUAUAUAGUCGCGCAGAUCACGAUGCUCUGUGACAUCAAUCAGAUUGCUUCGUUUGUCACCAUGACCUAUUUGAUGACAUUCCUCGUAACCAACCUAGCGUGUUUCCUACUCAAGGCCAGCUCUGCGCCUAAUUUCCGGCCUUCCUUUCAUUAUUUUAAUAUGUGGACGGCCGCGGCUGGAACACUGUCCAGUGGUGCGACGAUGUUUUUCGUCGAUGGCCUCUAUGCUAGCGGAUGCGUCGUUAUUCUUAUUGUGAUAUUUUUGAUCAUUCACUAUACUUCGCCUCCAAAGUCUUGGGGAGAUGUCAGUCAAGCCCUGAUUUAUCAUCAGGUGCGAAAAUACCUUCUUCGACUCCGACAAGAGCAUGUCAAGUUUUGGCGACCACAAAUACUGUUGUUCAUCAAUGAUCCACGUCGACAGUACAAACUCAUUCAAUUCUGCAAUUCUUUGAAAAAAGGAGCGCUUUUCGUACUUGGUCAUGUUAUUGUUACCAGCGAUUUCGGAGCUGCUGUACCUGAAGCUCGACGACAACAAGCCGCCUGGACUAAAUACAUUGACUUUUCGAAAGUGAAAGCAUUUGUCAAUAUUGCUAUUUCACCCGCGGUCGAGUGGGGCGCUCGCAACAUUGUUAUGAGUUCCGGGCUUGGAGGAAUGAGACCAAACAUCGUCGUCAUGGGAUUCUACAAUUUGGACGAGUAUCGGAAGACACAGCCACUUGUUGACGUCCCCUCAGCCCAACCCUCGCGCCAGCCUAGCCGACGGGCUAGUCCAGUCCGGUUGACGCCUGACGGAAAGACACAAAGAAGGAAAACCCGGGAGGACUUGCUGCACGGCUUGCUGCCGACUGACUCCUGUAGAACGGAGGGAGCGGUGAAACCGACCAGCUAUGUCAUGAUAUUAGAGGAUCUGUUGCUCAGGGUUCAGAUAAACGUUGCAGUUGCCAAGGGGUUCCAGCAACUUGAAUUGCCUCGGUACCGGGAAGACCACACCAAGAAAUACAUUGACUUAUGGCCGAUUCAAAUGUCAGCGGAAAUUGCUGCUGAAGGAGGGGAUCACAAGCAAAACGUGUUGACGACUAAUUUUGAUACCUAUACCCUCAUUCUACAGCUUGGUUGCAUCUUGAAUACUGUUCCUGCAUGGAAGAAGACGUAUAAGCUGCGUGUUGCCGUUUUCGUUGAGUAUGAGUCGGAUGUUGAAGAAGAAAGGGGUAGAGUCAAGACUUUGCUUGACAAUCUGAGAAUCGAAGCGGAGGUGCUUGUCUUCUGGCUAGCAUGCGGCGAUCUCCCAACCUACGAAAUUAUUGUCAACGGCAACAGUAGCGGUGAUGUCUCUGAGAUAGUGGGAGAUGUGAAUGAAGUCCUCAGGCAAGAGGAAUGGUGGAGUGAGAUACAGAGAAUUAGAGGACGCGAAGAAGAUCUCACUGCAAGCCAGCAGCUUGCUGAGGUUGAAGGCUUCCUUCAAGGUACCACUAAUUGGCCAAGCUCAACAAUGCAGCACGGCCGUCGAGAAGGUCCUGUGGAGCGCUUUGAAGAGCUUAGAGCCUUGAUUGGCAGGCACAAAAGGCGUCGAACUAUCACGGGAUUGACAAAUUUGGGCCUCGGUUUAGGCAUGCGGACCCAUCGACUAGAGCCCGACCUUUUCGAUCACAACGCAAUGUAUGGGAGUGCCAGUGAGGACUCUGAUGACAGUGAUGAAAGCGAUAUCGACGUUUUUGGAGCACAUGACAAUGCCAGCGAAGGUGCGGUGAGCCCAGCCAGUGAGAACGCCAUGGACGACUAUGAAAUAGCUGGAGAAGAACCUACACCGCCUUUGUCUCCGGCGAAGAUUUUGCGAAGGCGAAGCCAUGGCGAUAGCCUUCAAGGCCCCAGACACUUAAAGCGAUCAUCGUCAAGACCCCCAGCACACACUCAUGGAGCUUCCACGACCAUCUCUGCAGCGCACGACAAAGGGCAGGAUCCUACGUCAGACCCUGCUAUUCCUAUCCCACCUUCAGCACUGGCCGGUGCCCUCCGUCAAGCCACGCCAGUGUCUUCAGAAACAGCGCCUCCAGCCACAAGUCCCCCAGAGCAAGGCCCGCCCAAGGGCCCCACUGAUCGUAUCAUUCAGGCGUUGAAACAAGAGCAUCAACCGGGGCCAUCCUCUUCCAGGUCGGCCCCAGCAUCUGGUGUCUCCACGCCUAAAGCAAAACCACCAAUUAUUCGCCAGUCCUCCAUUCCAAAAUUCACAUCCAAACCUGUACCUAUGACCAAGGUUGCUUCCGAAGAGGAUGGUCCCGGCCCAUCUAUCAUGUUCGCCGACACUUCUCCACCUCCACGUGAAGAAGAAGAUGGCCGCGGCCGCUCUAUCUACGACCGCAGUAACAUCUCUGCUGGUCAUACCGACCAAGACGCAUCGACACCCACACCGGCGCAGGACACGGGAUCAGGACCACCAGGGUCGGCUGAUGGAUCUUCAACUGGCUCUACCGGAAAACCCGCCAGUGGCUUCCCUGCGCAGCAAGCUAUUCCUCUGAGCUUCAACGAUCUCCCUUGCCGCGCGCAACACUUGAUCUUGAAUGACCUCAUUCGCCGCCAGUCAGAGGAAACGGCCGUUGUGUUCACUACCCUUCCGAGCCCUGUUGAGGGCACGUAUAAGAGUGAGGCAGACAGUCUUGGAUACCUGGGCGAUUUGGAAGUUCUCUGCCAAGGUUUACCACCGGUUUUACUAGUUCAUAGUAACAGCAUGACUGUCACAAUGAAUCUCUAGCUGAAUUCGCGUCCCUCGUUGAGGAGAUGUUAAGCAUUGCAUGGCGAAAUUUAUUUUCUAUAUUGAAAAGUUUUCAAGAAUACUGCAUAGCAAAUAUUUUAUAUAAGCUGAUUGAGCCGACAUGAAAUCUUAUAAAUAUUAAGCCUGC
Molecule: messenger RNA, 4634 nt
Organism: Xylona heveae TC161
Lineage: Eukaryota; Fungi; Ascomycota; Xylonomycetes; Xylonales; Xylonaceae
Exons: 5
Coding region: 248-4486 (1412 amino acids)
Biological process (GO): potassium ion import across plasma membrane; chloride transmembrane transport; cell volume homeostasis
Cellular component (GO): membrane
Molecular function (GO): potassium:chloride symporter activity
Source: RefSeq, a predicted model, not a curated record